ACCGUACUUUUCUCCUAGUCUGCCUCUUCGGGAUAACUUGGUUAAACUACAACAGAACCGACCUGACCUGACCUGACCUCGGACAGCUCCUGGUUCGGCGCUCAUGCAGGGGUCCUCCAAUCUGGUCAGCAAGCAACACUCUCUGCCGACAUCCGGACCCUUCUUUACCUUAUACCAUUGAGACCCUUCUCUCCUCCUCCUCCUCCUCCCCCUCCUCUUCUUCAUUCUUAUCUUCCUCCUCCUCCUUCCUCCUCCCUCCCAUUGACAGGCCGGCCACUCUCCCCACCGAGAUGCCCUCGACGCGCCAAUUCCGCUCCAUUGGCCUGCUCACGGUCCUUGCCUUUUGCAUCAUCUACUACAUCUACAAUGGCGCCUCGGACACGCAUGAAUCCGAAUUCUAUCAACGAACGAAGGCUGCCCUAGAGCGGAAAAAGACAUCCCACGACCGAGACCAAAUAUUCGCCGAAGAAAAGGACAGACUCGGCCGAGUAGAACGGUUACGGAAAGAGCAUGAUGCGGCCGUGGAGAAAGAAGGAGCUACCAAAGUCUCCACCAGCCACAGCGAGGCCGCCGUGACGCAAGUAGUGGGCGGGGAAGAGAGAAUCAAAGGGCAAAAGCCGUUGAAAGUGCCCGAUACAGAGAAGGACGGAAAGGUGGUGCACGGCGCUCCCGAGAAGGAUUCGGACGAUGGCGUCGCGAAGAUUGGCAAUGUGCGGCAACAGCAGCAGUCGCUGCACAAGGAGGGCGGUGCGGUGACGGAAGGGGAGGACGACGACGAAGACGCAGCCGCCAAGAGGAAGAAGAAACAGGAAGAGGCGGAGGUGGAAGCGGAAUUGACUGAUAUUUUGAAAAAGGGACCGAUAAUAGUCUUUUCCAAGAGCUAUUGUCCCUAUUCGAAGAAGGCAAAGCACGUCCUCCUCGAUCUGUACUCCAUCACCCCUGCGCCUUAUGUGGUAGAACUGGACACACAUCCUCUCGGACCCGGUCUACAAAGCCAUCUGUACAAGUCUACGGGACGAAGAACGGUGCCGAAUGUGUUGAUCAAUGGCCGAUCGAUCGGCGGAGGCGACGACAUUGUGGGCCUGCACGAAAGUGGGAAACUGAUCGACACCAUUACGAGCAUGGGCGGUAAACGAAUCAUGAGUGCGAGUAAAAAGGAACCGCACGCGAAACGGUUCAAAUCAUAGCGCACUUUGUUUGCUCUCAUGUAAAGAAAAAAAGGGAAAAGGCAAGCAUUGGAAUGGGGGAAAGGAAGAAAGAAAGUGAUACCCUUGGAAGAGAAAUGAACAUUCAUGCUACUACCUUACCUUGACUUUUUGUGUUCAUGUGCACCCUUCUUCUUUUCCCCCAAGAAGAUCAUCAGCAAUUCAAUAACAGUAACGACUCCUCGUCACCACUGCCAGGUGCAGCGAGCGAACCACUCAAACGAACAACAUUUCCGCAGCAGCCCUCCCAUUCCCCGCUACAGCCAAUACAAUCACCAUGGCCAAUGCCAAAUCGGGAACGCUCUUCCCAUCCUCUCGACUCUUGUCGUGACUUUGCGCUUCUACAAUCACUGACCAUUCCCCUUUCUCCUCUCCACCUCCUACCUCUACAGUGGCACAUUGCAAUCCAUCGACAAAGACUUCCAAGGAUGUGAGACUUGCUCCUCCUCCUGGCUGUUGUUCUGAGUCUUCGCUGCUGCUGGAUUGGACGGAGCCAGUGAUUUCAAUCCAGAAAGAGGAAGAGGAUGGAGAUGAUUCUUUUUCUUCUUUGUUUUCGGGAAUGACUCGCUUGGCGUGGGAGAUGGUUAGGACGGGCGCUUUCUUUCCUUUCUCGACAACUUUGUCACCUCCACGAGAAAUAAUCACAUCAGUGGGUAAAUCUGGAGUUCGACCUGGUUUGAUUCUUCCUCCAGAAGAAGAAGAUGCUUGUUUCGCUUCAAAAGCAGUGGCAUAUGACAUAAUUUUAUUAUCCUCAUAUGCCUUAGUGGCAAACGUGAGAUUCACUGGCAUGUUGAUGUCCGACAUGUUUCCCAUGGGGACGUUGAUGGUCGGGAUGCCGAAUUGUCGAAUCGCGCAGUUGCCGUUGCUGUAGAGGACUCCGUUGCGCCAUGCAUCUCGUGCAGACUCUUCAUUCUUAUCCGCAUCGGCUUUACCGACGUCGCCUUGACAGGGCCACACCACGGCAUCGAGCCCUCGAGCGUCCAUCCAGGCUUCGAAAUCCGUCUUGCGACGCUCUUCCAACGCUUGGAGUUUGGGUCCGAUGCCGGGGAUGGAGAAAGUCGCCACGCGGCCCUUCUUGACGGCGUCGACGAGAUUCGCACAUUUGACGAGCGGGUCGUCUGGGCCGUAACGAUCGGGCAGAGCGCCG
Sphaerulina musiva SO2202 is the source of this 2352-nucleotide messenger RNA. RefSeq lists its product as uncharacterized. Gene Ontology annotation, cellular component: cytoplasm; fungal-type vacuole; cis-Golgi network. Lineage: Eukaryota; Fungi; Ascomycota; Dothideomycetes; Mycosphaerellales; Mycosphaerellaceae. The record is from RefSeq and is a predicted model, not a curated record. Gene Ontology annotation, biological process: cellular response to oxidative stress. Bases 291 to 1187 code for a protein of 298 amino acids. The transcript has 3 exons. Gene Ontology annotation, molecular function: glutathione disulfide oxidoreductase activity.